This is a messenger RNA of Sycon ciliatum, 2396 nucleotides long. RefSeq lists its product as uncharacterized. The record is from RefSeq and is a predicted model, not a curated record. Gene Ontology annotation, molecular function: protein binding. The transcript has 11 exons. Lineage: Eukaryota; Metazoa; Porifera; Calcarea; Leucosolenida; Sycettidae. Gene Ontology annotation, cellular component: plasma membrane. Bases 22 to 2208 code for a protein of 728 amino acids.
ACUCGUUGAAUCAGCGGCAGGAUGUUUCACGUGAUAUUGCUUGGAGUCGUGCUAGCAUGCGGCGGCCUGGCUACGUCAAUGACACCGUGCUUGCGAGUGGUUUCCGAGAAGAACCUACUACUUCAUUCACAGGGGCUGCUUCCUUUGGAUGACUGCUCAGCUCGCGAUCUCACGGCGUUUCCAGUGAUCUCACCUAGCGAAAGGCGAAGUGUAACACGUUUGCGGCUGGAAAAUAGCCAACUCUUCAUCGAUGAUACCAAUACCUUCCAGCACUUUAGCUCAUUGGAGUGGGUGAAUCUGUCAAGGAACAUCAUUCCCACUUUGAAUGACGGAUUGCUCGAUCCCAUAACGUACCUAAGAAACCUUGAUGUGUCCAACUGUUUGAUACGAACUAUUGCACCAAGUGCCUUUGCCAAGAAUACCCGUCUGUUAUACUUGGAUAUGAACUUCAACCAACUCGAUAUUCUACCCCAAAACGUGUUUGGAAGCCUACCUUUCCGUGCACACAUAGAUCUCCUAGGCAAUCCGCUUGUGACCGACUACAGACUCUGCUCGGCACUCUACAGCUAUAAGGCAUUUGUGUACCGUCUAGAGAGUGAUAUACAGCAGAAAUUCGGACAACCCGGUCUCGUUCACACUCCGGUCACGCUCCAAUGUGUUGGACGUUGCUAUAGCUGGAGACCGCCCUACCUGAAUAUUUGCCCUGACGCAUUCUGCAAGGGCAUUCUCGGCCAACACAGAUGCUACUCUAUAGAUGCAGAAAACUCCUUGACUGAAACAUGCAACGAGACUGGAAAUGUUCUCACCAUGGCGAGCAGCAAAGAGCAAACCUACUGGCAAGCGAGGGCAGCCUGCUCUAAACUAAACGGCACCUUACCAACCCAGUCCGACUUCCAGAACGGCUGCGUCAAUCGGCUGUUGACUAAAGUUCGCCAACAGUUUAGCCUCAACUACUUUCCCGUCGCGUGGCUGGGACAGACGCACGGAGGUCAACCUGGGGUCGGUAGCAAUGGGCAACCCUAUCCGCCGGCCACAUAUAACCUGUACUAUAUGUGCAGUAUCCCGAGGAAUCUUUGCGACUCUGCUAAAACACCGGAGAUGGGAAAUCCGGGAACUGCUGCACAACCUGAACCGAAUUUGUGUAAGCGGCAGUGCAACACUUGGAGCCCGUCCUACGACAAAGCAUGUCCAGAUGCUCUUUGCCAAGGAACUGUGGAAAGUCACCAAUGUCAGACGAUUAACUCCAAUCACUUUUUUACUGAAACAUGUCCCAUAACUGGGAGCCAUCUCACUAUGAUGAGCAGCAAUGAGAGCACAUUCUGGGAGGCAACGGCUUUCUGCACUAAUAUAAACGGUGCCUUACCAACCCGGUCGGACUUCCAGUCUGGCUGCGUACAGCAGCUGUUGGCCAAGAUCCGCCGGCAGCUAAACGUGGGUUACACUCCAGUCGUGUGGCUGGGACCGCUGGAUUCGUACGGAACCGCAUACGCCAGCGACCAGAACUCCUAUGCACCAGCAGGCCGGAGACUUUACAUCAUGUGCAGUAUACUGAGGCAGAAAACACCCACAACAGUAACUCCUGGACUACAUGCGACCCCAGCCUUAUUACCAUCCUCAGUGCCGUCAUCAUCUUCAUCUCCGACCACACCAUUACCACCAGCUCUGUCUUCGGUGUCGGCUGUACCCUCUUCAUUACUGCCUGCACCCGCUACAUCUCCAGCCGUACCCUCUUCAUUACUGCCUGCACCCGCUACAUCUCCAGCCGUACACUCUUCAUUACUGCCUGCACCCGCUACAUCUCCAGCCGUACCCUCUUCAUUACCGCCUGGACCCGCUACAUCUCCAGCCGUACCCUCUUCAUUACUGCCUGCACCCGCUACAUCUCCAGCCGUACCCUCUUCAUUACUGCCUGCACCCGCUACAUCUCCAGCCGUACCCUUUUCAUUACUGCCUGCACCCGCUACAUCUCCAGCCGUACCCUCUUCAUUACCGCCUGCACCCGCUACAUCUCCAGCCGUACCCUCUUCAUUACUGCAUGCACCCGCUACAUCUCCAGCCGUACCCUCUUCAUUACCGCCUGCACCCGCUACAUCUCCAGCGCCUUUGACAUCCGCCUCCUCAACCGUCACACCAUAUCUCCCUUUAUAUCUUCUGCUGUGUUCUAUUUCUCUUUUCAUUUUCUUCUCUUUUGAUAUUGUUCGUGUGUGAGUUUCAGUAUUUAUCUGUACUGUUGAGUUACCGAAGUUCAAAUAAAAGUAAGACAUGCUGAGACUGUAUAUCAUUUUUGUCCAGGAUAACUUUUAGCUUCCCCAACAACCAGUAGCCCACAAACUAAAAAACAUUCUCAUCAUAAUUUUCAUAUUCGCUUUCAUGUUAUUGGGUUCUAUGCCCGUUUG